Messenger RNA from Colletotrichum truncatum, 2592 nucleotides. Its product is annotated as opt oligopeptide transporter. Gene Ontology annotation, biological process: transmembrane transport. Gene Ontology annotation, cellular component: plasma membrane. Lineage: Eukaryota; Fungi; Ascomycota; Sordariomycetes; Glomerellales; Glomerellaceae. Gene Ontology annotation, molecular function: oligopeptide transmembrane transporter activity. The record is from RefSeq and is a predicted model, not a curated record.
AUGUCCGAUAUUCGUCAAGAACGGCCCGCCGCCCAGGGCGGCGUGAUCUCGAGCGAGAAGCCCGCUCCGAACUCUUCCUGCCAGGUCAUCGACGCCCACCCUGAAGGCGUUGACUACAAUGAGCACGUCGAAAGAGACCUCAACGUCACCGAGGACGAUCUGCUCGAGGCCAAGGAGCUCGCCGCGCAGAUGUCCCUGGAGGAGGUUCGGGAGAUGAUGUUCAACGUCCACAAGAUCCACGAGAAGGACCCCAACUUCCCGCUUGCCAUUAUCGAGAAGAUCGAGGCGUUCCUCCAGAACGACGACAUUUUCGAGAACCCCGAGAAGCAUGAGACUCUGAUCCAGGAGAUGAAGCUCGAGGCCGCCCUCAUCACGGGCAACUCGCCCUACUCCGAGGUGCGCGCCGUCGUCGACAACCACGAUGACCCGACCAUGCAUGUCUCGACCAUCCGCGCCUGGACCAUCGGUCUGCUCUUCUCCGCUCUUCUCGCCUUCGUGAACCAGCUUUUCUCCGUUCGAUACCCGUCCAUCACCAUUCUGGCCAACGUUGCCCAGCUUCUCGCCUACCCCCUGGGUAAGAUCUGGGAGAAGACACUGCCUGACGUUGGCUUCACCGCCUUUGGCUCCCGCAUCUCGCUCAACCCUGGCCCGUUCAACCGCAAGGAGCACAUGCUCAUCACCAUCAUGGCCAACGUCGCCUACAACAUUCCCUACACCAACUACAUCAUCUGGACUCAGUGGCUCCCCCAGUUCUUCAACCAGUCGUACGCCGCCAACUUUGGCUACCAGCUGCUCAUCUCGCUGUCCACCAACUUCAUCGGCUACGGUCUCGCCGGUCUCUGCCGUCGUUUCCUCGUCUACCCCUCGUACUGUGUGUGGCCCGCGUCGCUGGUCACCAUCGCCCUGAACGCCGCUUUCCACGCCGACAAGAACACCGCCGUCGACGGCCCUUUCCGCAGCGUCUGGCGCCUGAGCAGACAGAAGUUCUUCUACAUCGCCUUCGGUGCCAUGUUCGUGUGGUUCUGGUUCCCCAACUACCUCUUCACCGCCCUCAGCACCUUCAGCUGGAUGACCUGGAUCGCGCCCAAGAACCGCAACCUCGCCACUGUCACUGGCUUCAACAGCGGUCUCGGAUACAACCCCUGGCCCACUUUCGACUGGAACAUCUUGUUGUUCGACAACACUGACCCCUUGAUGGUUCCUUUCUUCUCUACCUUCAACAAGUUCCUCGGCACCUUCUUCUCCGGCUUCGUCAUUCUUGCUGUUUGGUACACCAACACCUACAACACCGCUUACCUGCCCAUCAACUCCAACAAGGUUUACGACCACUUUGGCAAGCUGUACAACGUCUCCCGCGCCGUCAACGAGCAUGGUCUGUUCGACAAGGAGGCCUACGAGGCUUACUCUCCCCCCUUCCUGGGUGCCGCCAACACCAUGAACUACAUGUUCUUCUUCGCCAUCUACACUGCCACCAUGACCUACGCCAUCCUGUACCAUCGUCAUGAGAUCAUGCUCGGUUUCAAGGCCCUGAUCGGCAGCUUCAAGAAGAACAGCGACGUCGAGAAGGACCAGGUCCUCGAUGUCCACAACCGUCUGAUGAAGGUCUACCCCGAGGUUCCCGAGUGGUGGUACCUGCUCACCCUGGUCGUCGCCGUCGCCCUCGGCUGCGCCGGUAUUGCCGCCUGGCCCACCUACACCACCGUCGGUGUCGUCUUCUACGGUAUCAUCCUCUGCCUCAUCUUCGUCGUCCCCGUCGGUAUCAUCAAGGCCAUGACCGGUAUCGAGGUCACCCUCAACGUCUUGGCCGAGUUCAUCGGUGGUUCCUGGGUCGAGGGUAACGCUCUGGCCAUGAACUACUUCAAGUCCUUCGGCUACGUCACCUGCGCCCACGCCGUCUGGUUCUCCAACGAUCUUAAGCUUGCGCACUACGUCAAGAUCCCCCCCCGCUUCACCUUCUGGGCUCAGAUGUGCGCGACGCUGGUGUCCACCCUUGUGUGUCUCGGUGUCUUGAAGUUCCAGAUGACCAGCAUCGACGGUAUCUGCACCCCCGAGGCCAAGUUCAAGAUGACCUGCCCCGGUAUCAACACCUUCUUCACCGCCUCCGUCCUUUGGGGUACCGUCGGUCCCAAGAAGAUUUGGGGUGCCGGUGGCCAGUACACCGAGACCCUCCUCGGUUUCCCUCUCGGUGUCGCCAUCGUCCUGAUCUUCUGGGGUCUUGGUAAGAAGUUCCCCAACUGGAAGUGGGUUCGCCAGAUCCACCCCGUUGCCAUCAUGUACGGCGCUCUCUCCUGGGCUCCCUACAACAUUUCUUUCGUCUGGCCCUCCGUUCCCAUCGCCUACUUCUCCUGGGUCUUCCUCAAGAGCCGCUUCUUGGGUCUCUGGUCCAAGUACAACUUCGUUCUUUCCGCCGCCUUCUCCUGCGGUAUCGCCAUCUCCGGCAUUGUCAUCUUCUUCGGCCUUCAGUGGCAGGAUAUUGAGAUUGACUGGUGGGGCAACAGCGUCGUCAGCGAGGGCUGCGAGGGAGCGGCUUGCCGUCUCCUCACCCUCAAGGACGGCGAGUACUUCGGACCCCGUAUCGGCGAGUUCCACUAA